AUUCUUGUGUGCUUUGAGAAUUGAAUGUCUUUACUCAACGUGGGUACAGUAAUUAAUGAUACAGCGUUCGUUCUCUGGGCUGUACAGUAAACAUUCUACUUAAAAAUCACUCCGAUGAACACCCAGGUUUGUUUGGAAGAGACCUACACUUAGACACAGCAUUAUGUUUUAGUGUUUUACAGCGACAACUGCAGAUAAUCGGGGAGUUACAAUAGGAUAAGUGACCAGAUCAGUUCUCAGGAAGUGUCUAAUAAAGAAAAGGUUGUUAUGGAAACUGCCAAGCAGCGAGUUAAGCGCAGAGCAGGAUAUGCUGGUCCACGAGGUGUUCUGGCCUACAUGAAAUCAUCUGAAACCAACUGCAGUGUAGAGACUCUCCUGGAGCUGGACAGUGAGGAAGAUGAAGAGAAUAAUCAAGGGCUACACGAACCAGAAGAAACAUCAAAUAGUGCUAAGCAUCUGUGCAAUAAAGAUAAACCGUCAGGUGAAUUAAUCAGAAAGGGGGUAGAAAGACCACCUGCUUCUAAAAAGAGUGCUUCGAUAGCACUUGAUAAAAGUGAUGAUACUGACCAACCAUUAACUACUCACGAAACUGUGCCUAAUGGUAAACAGAAAAGUUCAAAACAUGGCGUAGGACAAAAUGGAGAGUACGCUUCUAUGGGGUUUGGUGGAGCUGAAAUAUCUCUCACAAGUUGCUGUCUAGAAAAGAGUAAGAACACUGGUACAAGGGAUAAAAUUAUAGAAAGUAUUCCGCCUGACUCUCAAAGUCAACUUGGAAAAUUUCAGACACAAAAAAAUACUGAAAUAUUACCGUUUAUAGAACUCGCUGAAAUUCGGUCGGUCAAUGAGUAUUCAGAAAAGUAUAAGUUCAAGUGCACCGGAGAAACGCAGAACACAGAGAAAAUUGUCAAUAAAUCUAAUAAUGUUUUUGAAGAAAGAAAAGUUCCAGAAAUUACAAUCAACGAUAAUUCAGAAGGGUACACUUAUAAAGUUAAAACACCUGUGUAUGAUGAUACAAUCAACACUAAGCCUAAGCCGAAUACGAAAAACAUUGUGGAUACACAAGAUUCAUCAGGACAUAAAAACAAGGAAAAUAGAGAAACCUUCAAUGUUCCUGUACAAAGAAGAUCUUCUUUUUUAGAUCGAAUUUUUCGUACCAAAAAACAAGCAAUACAAACAAAUAAACCUAACGACAAAAAAACUCUAAGGACAACUUCGCCACAGCGUCGUUUCCUCGGCCUUCCUUUUGGCAAGCUGUCAAACAAGAAAGACGACUCAACUUCAUCAGGGAAGUCUGGUUUGUCAAAG
This is a messenger RNA of Limulus polyphemus (Atlantic horseshoe crab), 1305 nucleotides long. RefSeq lists its product as uncharacterized. The annotation marks the transcript as partial. Lineage: Eukaryota; Metazoa; Arthropoda; Merostomata; Xiphosura; Limulidae. The record is from RefSeq and is a predicted model, not a curated record. The transcript is spliced from 2 exons.